GCGUGGAAUUCACGGCUCCAGAGCAGUCAAGAGUGAAACGUUGUUUGUCCAAUCACUGGUCCAGUAAAUCGAGCAAAGCAGUAACGUAUCUCUUUUCACAACUGCCGGGCGGGAUUUCCGCAAUUGCUAAUAAUAUGGCGAAGACUUACGAUUACUUGUUUAAACUACUGUUAAUCGGCGAUUCUGGCGUCGGAAAGACGUGUGUGUUGUUCAGGUUUUCAGAAGAUGCCUUCAACUCAACAUUUAUCUCCACAAUAGGUAUUGACUUUAAAAUUAGAACUGUAGAACUAGAUGGUAAGAAGAUCAAGCUACAGAUAUGGGACACAGCUGGCCAGGAGCGGUUUCGAACAAUCACAACGGCAUACUACAGAGGAGCCAUGGGCAUCAUGUUGGUCUAUGACAUCACCAAUGAGAAGUCAUUUGACAACAUCAAAAACUGGAUAAGGAAUAUAGAGGAGCAUGCCUCUGCUGACGUGGAGAAGAUGGUUCUGGGAAACAAGUGUGACGUCAAUGACAAGCGACAGGUGUCCAAAGACAGAGGGGAGCAGUUGUCGUUGGAGUACGGUAUCAAGUUUAUGGAGACCAGUGCAAAGGCCAAUAUCAACGUGGAGAAUGCAUUUAUGACCCUUGCCAGAGACAUCAAGGCAAAAAUGGACAAGAAACUGGAGGGCAACAAUCCUCAGGGCAGCAGUCAUGGUGUGAAGAUCACAGAACAGCCCAAGAAGAGCAGUUUCUUCCGCUGCACCCUCCUGUGAGGACAACGAUCUUAUUGUCCACAGCUGGACAGAACUGGACUGGGCUUGCUCAGAGCUUUCCUCUUUCGCCCUGUUCUCAUCCCUCUCAUUCCCGAUAUCCCAGGCCUCUUUGGGCUUUGUUUUUUUUUCUGCUUCACCAUGUGCCCCCAGUUUACAAACGGUAGCUUUCAUUGGUCAGGUGGAUAAUCAGUGUUGUUGGAUGGGCGUUAGAUUUAGGUCUCUAUACCAGGCACUCUUCUGUACCAUCAUGCUCUUAUAUCGUCUCUCGUAAUUACACUUAGGUUGCUGCUCACCCUCUCAUCUCUCUCUGUUCUCUGCAACGGUUGUCACAGAUACUGUAUGUUGCUCUGUGGUCGCACUACUGCCAAAGUUGAUCCUUAGUGAGGUUUUGUCUCAACAUGGAUUGACCUUAUCCUUAAAAGUAGUGGCUUAAUUCCAUGAUAAGACUAGUUAACCAUCAUACAUCUGACAUCUUCUGUGAGAUUGUUGAAUUCUGCUUCAUCUAGCUACUAUGGAGAUUUAUUCCAAUGUGUCAUCUAUGCAUCCCUGUUUUUCCUUUCUCAAAUUAGUUAUCUGUAUUCUACCUUAAAUCCCCUUUUGCCAUCCAACAAAUUAUAGACAAGAAAGCCACUUAUUUCCUUAAGAUAAUACUUUAGAUAAUAUAAUACAUUUCUGAAGUGUUAGUCUUACAAUGUUAACAGUAAAGACAUACCAUCUUAACGACAUACCUGAAAAUGUGCAUCUGUGUUCAGCAUUUACCAUUAUGCAGUUCAGAUAAUUUUUAUGCACAAGGUUUGCAAUGAUUUAUAAACUAUAUAUUUGAGUGUUAGAACAAUUUUAUGUGCCGGUAACUGGACAUUGAGUUGAACCCUGUUUUACUGUGUACUCUUGCACUUUAGUAGUGAAAUUGGCUGCACAUCUUGCAAUUUGCAAAAGCAUGUCUUAUUCCAGUCCCUUGUAUGGAAGUAUAGGAAUGUCAGUAUUCAUUAGAACUAUUACAUUCCAGAACUUGUUCCAGAGGCUAUAAGUAAAAAUAAUCUGUUCCACAAUAACAUCAGUCUAGUUAGGAAAUGAAUUGCAAUCUAACAAAUGAAUGCAUACGUUUACCACAUUUUUAGUUUUGGCAUUCAAAAUGUGUUUUAGUCUUAUACCACUCCACCAAAACAGUGCGAGUACCUCAUUGCCCCAAAUAUUCAUGUUAUGUAUGAUGUAGAUACCACUGAAAUAGAGAUAUAGUCCUUUGGGUGGUAAUUACUUGAUUUCAUUUUUAACGUCUUAUGCACCCGUUUCAAAUUCCAGCCUCUCAGCCUAUUCCUUUUUUUUUUUACUGGUUGUUUUAAUUGUGAUACUGUAAUACCGUGCAGGUUUGUGUGGCCUUUGACUUUUGUAAGCUGUUUUCAUGCUUGUCAGUAUUUUUGAUGGAAAAUUAGUGACAAUUGCGCCAAAGUAGGCUGCCUUGAUAGUUGUUUGGUAGGCCUAUAUUACUAGUCAAAUGUGAUUUUAUAAGAACUCAAUUGAAUAAUGUCAACCUACUGUAUGGUGAAACAAAUGCCAUGAAUAUUAAUUUCCAGGUUUAUUACUAUGUUCUCCUUUUUUCUUUUAUCAAUAUGCUGUGACAUUCCAGUUCCCUAGAGAACCAUUCCUGCUGCUUCUUUAGGGAAAAGGCUACACGGACACUCCUGACCAAUUUAAGAAUUGGUUAAAAUUAGGUUAGGGUUAAUCAAUCAAAUGUAUUUAUUUAUAAAUCCUUUUUUACCUAAGCAGAUGUCAAAGUGGUUAUACAGAAAACCCAGCCUAAAACUGCAAACAAUACAGAUGUAGAAGCGUGGUAGCUAUGAAAAACUCCCUAAAAAUAUCAGAAACCUAGAGAGGAACCAGGCUCUGCGGGAUGUCCAGUCCUCUUCUGGCUGGGCCGGGUGGAGAUUAUAUGAAUGCAUGGCCGUUAAGGUAAGGGUCAGUUUCAGUUUCUGGUUAGUCAUUUUGAAGGUCACCAGUGUCCUUAUAGCCUCUCCCCUUCUUUAGUCAAGAGCGGUAGCUAUGCGUUUGUCCUAAUUUAACUCCAAGGCCCAAAUGUUGGUGUGCCAGUAUUAAGACCACAAUCUAUUUUGGGGUGUUUUGAGUUGAAGGUAUUUGCAUUGCAUACUGUAUUCGAAGCAAGAUAUCGGCAUACCACUGUAGUGACAUGGCAAUGGACUAAAAUGUUACAAGCAAGAGAACGUGUAGUCUGAGAAAAAAAUAACAUCCAAGUAUGAAAGUGCCCUUGUAGAAAGCCUGCUCUUGAUUAUGCACUUUUCAAUAAUUCUCCAUUGUCAUGAAAGACCAAAUGAUUUACAAUGAACGAGUUGCGAUAUUCUACAGUACAGUCCCUAACCUCGACUUAAUUUAAGUCGCCUUCAGUGUGACAAUGUUAAAUGGAUGCCUGAAGGCUGGAGGAAAGUGACUUUUCAUAUUGGAUUUAGAAUUUAGUUUUUGUUCUCGUCUAUCCUUCCCUCUGAGCUUGCCCCUGUCCAUCACAACAGAAGUGGCUUAUUUUCACCUGAGGCUUGAUAUCAUGGGCUUUGGAACUAUUCAUCAUGAGACUGUUGGACCUCUUAAGGCUUUUAAUAUUUGACUUGAAGAAGAGCUUCUCUUUGAGAUUAGAAAUGUGCAAAGGAUCAUUCUUGUCUAGCUUUCUGUUCUUAUACUUAUUUUUGUCACCUUGAACUUGCUUUUCUCAAUGCAAAUCUAUAGGGAAUGGAGCACAUGUUAAAUCAUAGCAAAGGAACAAAAGUGACUUCCCCAUGAAUUAUCACAAAUGGUUUCUCUAGUUGUGACAAUGAAGUAAAUUGCCAUUGAAUUAUUUUAUAUGUACUCUUGUGUAAAACACCACAUGGGUGGGGCACAGUCAGUUUGUCGGACUGUUGUAUCUUUUAGGUUCUUUACGAAGGUCUGGCAAAUGUUUAAUCAGAAUACUAGUUAUUAUGAAGGUUUAUUUUCCUUCUGGUGGAACUAUUUGUACAUAUUUCCGUUUAUAAAUUACUUUUUUCUUUGAACAUAUCAUUAGCAUUCAAUGUUCAAGACUAUUUGGAUUUCAUAGUUGAUUAUGGGUUAAAUGGAGGAGACAAUCGCAUUUUGAAAACAAUUGUAAAUAAGAAAAAUACAUUUUACUGUUAACUACUUUCAUAAAUCUUGUUGAAUUGAUCUACAUGUUUGUAGAUGUGUACUUUUUUUGAUUUAUUAAAAUGAGAUUAUUUUAA
Salvelinus fontinalis (brook trout) is the source of this 3991-nucleotide messenger RNA. RefSeq names its product ras-related protein Rab-8A. The coding region runs from base 135 to 755 and encodes 206 amino acids. Gene Ontology annotation, cellular component: trans-Golgi network transport vesicle; plasma membrane; synaptic vesicle. The record is from RefSeq and is a predicted model, not a curated record. Gene Ontology annotation, biological process: regulation of exocytosis; cellular response to insulin stimulus; neurotransmitter receptor transport to postsynaptic membrane. The transcript has 8 exons. Gene Ontology annotation, molecular function: GTPase activity; GTP binding. NCBI's taxonomy places the organism in Eukaryota, Metazoa, Chordata, Actinopteri, Salmoniformes, Salmonidae.